AUGUUUUUAUGUGAAUUCAUUAAUUUAUAUAACAAAAUAUUUGUACACAAACCAAGUCCCAAAACCAGAAUCACUUUUUCUACAAAAGCCCAAAUGGAGCUUCCUCUCCAACCCCACAUUCCCAGUUGUUUGAGGACCUCUCAUGUCUCUGAAACUGAACCAAAGACCACCAUUUUUCACUUAGUUUCUUUCAAAUAAUCCCUUUUCAUACAUUCAAUGUCUUCAGCAAUGAGUAAAACCAGAAACCAAAAGAAACCCACCAAACAGAUCUAUCAGAGCCAGAACCACCCGCCCAAGAAGACAGAAAAACCACCUUCUUGGGCUGUUGUAAGAGGCUUAUUGACAUGCAAACACCUUCAGACUCCACAGCUGCAAGAACAGAAGCAACAAACGGCAACGAAGCAGAAAAAGCAACAGCAAAAAGAGCAAGCAGCGGAGGAAAAUGCCAAGAAAUGCAAGAAGAUGAAGUGCUCUGGCUCGCUGUGUAGCAACACAAAGGUCAUGCACAGGCCUGAAACUGGUUCACCUGAAGUUCAUAAGAAAAGGGCUUUAGUGGGCGGUUCGAGUAACAGUGAAGUAUCCAGUAGAUCCAUGAAAGCUCCUCUGAAUGAAAUUAAUGGAGUUGUUUCUACAUCUUCUUCUUCUUUGUCUGUGUCUUCAACUUCCUCUGUUGGAGGUUCUUUUAGAGGUAUGCCUUUUAGGAGAUUCUCAGGUUGCUAUGAGUGUAGAAUGGUGGUUGAUCCGGUUCUUGGAUUUGCCAGAGACCCUUCUUUGAGAGGUAGUAUUUGUUCUUGUCCUGAAUGCGGUGAGAUUUUCAUGAAAGCUGAAAAUCUUGAGCUUCAUCAAGCUGUUAGGCAUGCAGUUUCCGAACUGGGUCCUGAAGACACAAGCAAGAACAUAGUGGAGAUCAUAUUCCAAUCGAGCUGGCUAAAGAAACAAGUCCCAGUAUGCAAAAUCGACCGCAUUCUCAAAGUCCACAAUACCCAGAAAACCAUCUCUAAAUUCGAAGAGUACAGAGACUCCAUCAAAGCCAAAGCCACUAAGCUACCCAAAAAGCACCCUCGCUGCAUAGCAGAUGGAAACGAGCUUCUCAGGUUCCAUUGCACCACCUUCGUGUGCUCACUGGGUCUUAACGGUUCCACCAAUCUCUGCAACUCAAUCCCACAAUGCAACGUUUGCAGUAUAAUCAAAAACGGGUUCAAAGCAGCCACCGUAGAGGCUGCUGGAAACGGGAUUUUGACGACGGCGACUAGCGGAAAAGCUCACGACAAAGCGGGGGUGGCAGAGGAUGGGAACGAGAAGCGAGCAAUGCUGGUUUGCCGAGUGAUUGCAGGGAGGGUGAAGAAGAACAUGGAAGGGAAUAUAGACGAGUAUGAUUCGGUUGCUGGAGCUGUAGGGGUCUACUCCAAUUUGGAUGAGUUAUAUGUGUCAAAUUCUAAGGCCAUUUUGCCCUGUUUUGUUGUAAUUUAUGGAGGAUUUUAGUUGUUGUUGUUGUUGUUUUUUUUUUUUAUUUUUUUUUCCCCCAAGCACUUGUUAGUAAAUAAGUGUAAGCAUUCUUGCCCUUUUUUUUUUUUUUUUUUUAAAAACUUUUAUAAAAUGUUUCCUGAUUUCCAGGAAGUGUGUUUUUUAAUCAUCAUGAUCCACCACAAUCAGUCAAAAA
Ziziphus jujuba (common jujube) is the source of this 1660-nucleotide messenger RNA. RefSeq lists its product as uncharacterized. Bases 217 to 1482 code for a protein of 421 amino acids. NCBI's taxonomy places the organism in Eukaryota, Viridiplantae, Streptophyta, Magnoliopsida, Rosales, Rhamnaceae. The transcript is spliced from 2 exons. The record is from RefSeq and is a predicted model, not a curated record.